This is a messenger RNA of Penicillium samsonianum, 1053 nucleotides long. RefSeq names its product carbon-nitrogen hydrolase family protein. The record is from RefSeq and is a predicted model, not a curated record. The transcript is spliced from 3 exons. The coding region runs from base 1 to 1053 and encodes 350 amino acids. Gene Ontology annotation, molecular function: catalytic activity. NCBI's taxonomy places the organism in Eukaryota, Fungi, Ascomycota, Eurotiomycetes, Eurotiales, Aspergillaceae.
AUGCCUCAGAAAAUCACCGUUGCCGUGGCGCAAGCCCGCACUCUGUCUACACUUGAGUUGACCCUCGCUGCUCUCAAGAAAACCACCCAGCAUGCAGCUUCAAAGGGUGUACAUCUUCUGCUCUUCCCAGAAGCUUAUCUAGGCGGGUAUCCUCGUACUUGUGACUUUGGAACUGCUUUUGGCGCGCGUGCCCCCCAUGGCCGGGAUCAAUUUCUUGAGUACUUCCAUGCUGCCGUUGACCUGGGCGAUACGCCUGCUGGAGCGGGAGAUGACUGGGUGGAGCGCAAGCUUCCGGUGGCUCAAGGUCGAGAGCACCGUGGUGAUGGGACAAGAGAGUUCCUCGAGCGGGUGUCCCGCGAGACCGGUGUCUUUAUUGCAACUGGCUUGAUUGAAAAGGCCGGGGGAAGCUUGUACUGCUCCGCGCUGUAUGUCGAUCCAUUGCGGGGUAUUCUGGGGAAAAGAAGAAAGGUCAUGCCAACUGGCUCGGAACGUCUUGUAUGGGCUCAGGGCUCUCCCUCUACCCUAAAAGCCGUCACUACGGAGCUCAAUGGAGUUAAGCUUACUAUUGCCGCCGCUAUCUGCUGGGAAAGCUUCAUGCCUUUGCUUCGUCAAAGUCUUUAUUCGCAGAAUGUGAACAUCUACCUCGCACCCACAGCUGACAGCCGUGACACUUGGUUGCCUCUUAUGCGCACUAUUGGUGGCGAAGGCCGCACUUUCGUGCUCUCUUGCAACCAGUGCGUGCGCUACAAUGAACUACCAUCCUGGAUCACUGAGCAGAAUAAAACUACAGAAGAAGCUCCAGACCGCUAUAUCUCGCGUGGUGGCUCCUGCAUCGUCGGCCCCUUAGGUGAAGUUGUGGCUGAACCUAUUUGGGAAGUCUCCACUGAUGAUGCGGCUGAUGGCUCCAGCAUUGGAAGUGGACUUGUGAUUUCUGACAUUGACUUGGAGGAUUGUGAGCGUGGUCGGCUUGAUAUGGAUGUUGCGGGAAGCUAUUCAAGAGAUGCAUUCCGGUUGACGGUUGACGGGUUGGACUUGAACCCUCCUCCGUUCUAG